Harmonia axyridis is the source of this 3351-nucleotide messenger RNA. Its product is annotated as RNA-binding protein 5-A-like. NCBI's taxonomy places the organism in Eukaryota, Metazoa, Arthropoda, Insecta, Coleoptera, Coccinellidae. The coding region runs from base 193 to 2868 and encodes 891 amino acids. The transcript has 14 exons. Gene Ontology annotation, cellular component: nucleus. Gene Ontology annotation, molecular function: RNA binding. Gene Ontology annotation, biological process: mRNA splicing, via spliceosome. The record is from RefSeq and is a predicted model, not a curated record.
AUUUAAUUAAUAUAAAAUUACAUUAUAAUAUAUUCUGAAUUCUUAAAAUGAAAGGCAGUUGCGUACUGUGGAAAAAGAAGUUGCGCAUGAAUAUAAUUUUGGCGCAUGGCGUUUGUAUUCAAGUUAUCAAAGUUCGGUUGUUAUUGACAAAGAGGCCAUUUUUUUAUGACGUACUCACGUUGUUGAUUGAAAAUGGAUAGAAUGAGAGGAGAUCGAGAUUAUUCUCCUUACGGGCGAAGAAGUAUGUCUAUAUCACCAGAUUACAGAAGAGAUUCCCCAGAUUAUAGACCUAGUAGAUCAAAUUCAAGAUCACCCCACCAAAGAAGACAUAAUGGAUAUAAAAAUUCACCUUAUCACCCUGUCAAGAAAAAUUAUCAUGACCACAAUGAAGGUAGAUCUAGAGGAAGUGACUAUGAGAGCGAUAGGGAAUACAGAAGGGAAAGGGAGUCCUCAUAUGAAGAAAGGAGUCACUCGAGGAGUCCAGACGGAAGAGAUAGUCGAAAUAGAUAUCAUCGCAGGGAGCAUCGUAACAGACGUAACAGAAGAUCUAGAAGUGACUCCAGAUGGGAGAGGAAAUCUGAAGAAGGCAAAAAUCGUGACAGAGAAAGAUCUUAUCGAGAUGAUGACAGCGACAGUGAAAGAAGUCCUAAUGGUGCUGUGCUAGGAGCUAGUGGGGCAGAGAUUAUAGGUUAUAAAAGUCAGCCACCCAACAACACCAUUAUGAUAAGAGGCCUUGCUCAACACAUAACAGAAAAUGAUAUUCGACAGGACAUCAUGUUGUGUGGUCUGAUGCCCAAAGACAUAAGGCUGAUUCGUAAAAAAGAUACAGGUGCCUCUAGAGGUUUCGCCUUUGUCGAGUUUACAACACUUGCUGAAGCCACAAGAUGGAUGGACAUGAAACAGGGAGUGCUGAUGCUACAAGAUCAAUAUAGAGCAAUAAUGCAGUAUAGUAUACCCAAAGAUAUGAGUUUUGGUUACGAAAAACCUUCUAAUCAUAAGGCAUCUGCUGAUUGGUUUUGUAUAAAAUGUGGCGCACAAAAUUUCAGAAGGCGCGACAAUUGCUUCAAGUGUCAUGCGUCGAGAAUGGAAAGUGAAGAAGGAGGUAGCGGCAGUGAUGAAAUUUGUACCUAUGCUACAAAAACAAUAAUGUUGAGAAAUUUGGAUGCUCUGACUACAGAAGACUCUGUGAUGAGUGUAUUGAAAAGUGCUGUACCAGAUUUAGUAAAUAGCAUUGCUGCAGUUACAAUAGGAAGAGAUCCUCUUACUUCUACCUCUCGUGGAAUAUGCUACUUGGGUUUGGAAAGCACCAUAGAUUCUCUAACCCUAUAUGGCGCUCUAAGCAAUCUUUCUAGCCCUCUUAUUAUUGAUGGAAAAACUGUUAUACUGUCAUAUUGCAAAUAUCAAAUGGGGGAUAAUAAAAGAGCUUAUUCCGAAGCUGAAAAUGUUGCAUUUCCUAAUGCUGCUGUUCCAAGCACUUAUGCAAUGACAGAUGUAGAUAGUUUAGCUGAAUAUGCGGCUAAUCGCUAUGCCAAAACACCGCAGGAAUAUAUUCAUUAUGUUAUGUAUUACAAGGAAUAUUUCACUCAACAAAUAAGUGCCGGCAAUUCCAUAACAUUACAACAGGACAAUCAAAUGGAUGCUGCCAAUGCUGCUGCUGCAGUAGCUCAAUCGGCCAUUCAACAAGUGAAUGCUACUAAAUCAAUGUAUGAUACUUCUCAAAGGGCUAUACCUACCGGUAUAGAUGGCAAGAGAUAUCCAACACCUGAUAUUUCCAAAUAUGUUUUGGACAAAGCGAGUAAUUAUCAAUAUGACCCAAGUACAGGUUUAUAUUUUGACCCACAAACUGGUUAUUACUGGAAUCCUUUACUUCAAAUUUAUCUUUAUUGGGACCCAGAGAAAUCAACUUAUGUAAGAGCGGAGAGCACAGAACAAUAUUCUUCUUCAUCACAGCAAGUACAGGUACAAAAUUCUAAUGUGCAAACUUCAACAUCUGGUGAGCCAGAGAAUAAAAAGCAGAAACCAGAAAAACAAGAUAAAGUUAAAGUAGCUAAAAAAAUUGCUAAAGAUAUGGAACGAUGGGCUAAAACCUUGAAUCAAAAGAAGGAGAUUUGUGCAUCUAGAGCAAAUUAUGACAUGCACAAUAGUAACGGCAGUAGUGCUUCAGCAGAUAUUGGAUUUUCUGUUUUAGAAAAGAAAGUUAGCAUGACUAAUACAGUAUAUCAGAAAGAAAUACAAGAAGAAGCUCCAGCACCAAUACCUCAUGUACCUUUGGUUGCUGCUUAUGGGGGUGAAAGUGAGUCUUCAGGUGAGGAAGAUCAUUUUGAUGAAAAUGAAUUGUUAGAUUUCAAAAAACUCAUUUGUAAUCUAUGCAAAAGACAGUUGGGUUCAGCUGAGGCACUUACUAAACAUGCGCAGUUGUCAAACCUGCAUAAGCAGAAUCUGGAGGCAAUGAGAAAACUGAGAAAAUCUGAGGCCUCUGAAAAGACGGUUUACAGAGAUAGGGCUAAAGAAAGGCGGAUGAAAUAUGGAAAUCCUGAUGAACCUCGUCCAAGUAAGCUCAAAGAGAAGUUUUUGAAAUCAAAGGAAUUAGAUGCACCAGUUGCUGCAUCAGUACUUGAACCUAUUGGUUCAGAAAACGUUGGCAAUAAACUGUUACAAAAAAUGGGAUGGACCGAAGGUCAAGGUUUAGGUAAAUUAAACCAGGGCAGGACGACCAUUAUACAGGCUGAACAUCGCAGCAAUUCUGCAGGACUUGGAAAUGCAUUGCCCGGGUACAACGCUGUUGCAGGAGAGUCAUACAAAGAUUGUGUUAAGAAAAUGAUGUAUGCUAGAUAUCAAGAAUUGACCGAGAAAGAAAACUCAACAUAGUUGAUCAUCAUGAUAGAUUUCUACUUUGUAAAUAUUAGCGAGGCACUAUUUUGUUAAAUUAUCAAUUGUAAUUCAAUUUCAAUCCAAUUAUUUAAUGUUUUAUUUUUAUUAAUAUAAUGAAAUGCUGGGAUUUCCAAAUGUUCACUAGGAUUUAUUGAUUUUCCCGUAUUUUCAUUUAAUUAUUCAAUAAAACCCAAGACCAUGAAAUACUUUGAAGAUUAUCAUUCUGUGCCAAACUUAUUCGAAAAAUUUAUAGCAGUGAAUAUUAAUGAAAAUUUUUAGUUUUACAUACAUUUUAAUUUAUGCCUUAAACAAAUUCCAUGUGGAAAGAAAAAUAUACUUCUACUAUUAUUUUUCUUCAAUUGUAAAUACUUUGGUAUGUUAUAUGUAUAUGUUAGGUUUUUACACAUAAUUGGAAUAUAAGAUGAGUAUUUUGUUUGAUUUGUAUAAAUUUGAAAAAUAUAGAAAAAAUUGAAAUACUUU